CUGAGGCAAGAAAGGUCGUAAAAUGGGGCAAAACUCACUUAAUAAAUGUCUCACAUAACAACAGAAAUUUUGGGCUCAAUUGUGGUUGUAAGUUGAGGACUAUCUGUAUUUCCAAUUUGAAAAAAUGAUAACUUUGCUUUUGAAAAAUUCAUAUUAUAACCCAAUAAUAUUUAUUUAUAGAAACUAUAAUCUAGAUCUGUGUUUCUCAAUCUUUUUUUAAAAAAAAUUGGGGCCUUCUUCCAACCUUGUUUUUCUCCUGUAGUGCUACCAUCCAUACCUCAUCCUUUUCUCAUUAUCAGACACAGACAUAGGACAGCAUGUGUGUGUUUUCUGUGCAAUGUAAUAUUCUUUGCAUAUAUUAUCUGUGUUCACUCAGCAGACGUUGUGUUUCCCAAUGACAUAUUUUUUACUACUGGCCCUCUUGAAAUAUCUUAGGGUCCUCAGGGGCCCCUGCAUAUGAGAGAACUGCUGGUCUACAUUUAAACAGAGGGUUAAGGGUAAUCUAUAUGAUAAAAAAGAUCUUCAAGUGGGAGUCCAUAGAUCAGAGUGGGACAUCAACUCUACAGGAAGGCUAAUAUUACUUUUAUUGAGAAUCUUGCAAUGCUCUUUUUAUUUCCCCCACCCCCUCGAGUGAAUUAGGAAAGUAUCUGCCUGAGCAGAUUCCAAAUGUUAUCUCGUUUUGGACAUUAAAAAUGCUUCAACUUUUUUGCAUAGGAAAUGAUUUCUGCAAAUCUCUGCCAAUGUCAUUCUCCUUACACCAUAUACCAGUGUUUCUCAACCUAGGUUGCCAAGGUUGAGAAACAUUGCUAUAUACAGUAAUCUAGUCAUAUUUUCCAAUUAGCACCAUAUGUACAUUUGUUGCCUUAUUGUGCAGAUAGGUAACAAGCUAUGAAUAACAGUGUAGUAUUCUAUGCUUGGAUUUUUUACUAGCAUUGACUGUUUCAUCAGGAGCUGAAAAAUUGAUAAUAGCUUUUAAGCCUAACGUCCAGCCCUGAAGACAGGAGACUUAGUUUGAAAAAUUAACAUUCAAAAUGCUCAGUGCCUAAUGUUUAUUUACACUGUGCAAAUGUAAUAUGAAAACAUGCUAAAAAUUGUGAUGGGCAACAGAUUCAACCAGUAUUUGAUUUUUUUUUUAAAAAAGUACCGUUAUAUUUAAUACAAGUGCUUAUUAAAAACUAGAAAGGGCAUAGCAGGCGCUGUCUUAGAAAACACAUCUUCUUUUCUUUCAAAUGGAGGGAAUACAAAUUGAUUUAUCGUCAAGCAUAUAUAUUUGAAUUUAUUUGUUGCAGUUUUUAUUUAAUGUUAAUAUUAUCAAUAUAUUAUUUACUACAUAUGUGCAUUAUCUGUAGAAAAAAUCCUGCUUCUUGCUUUAGAAAUAUCUUUGAAUUGAAGCUUAAUAAGGCCUAAUCGUAUCUUUUUCUUCCUUCCCUUGCAUCCCAUUAAAAGUUGUUCAGUACUGGAUGAUUUGGUCUGUAGCGCUGGGAUAUAUGAUUGUUUGCCUUGGCUCUGUUUUUUGUUUUCUAACGCUCCGGCAAGAGAAUUAAUGGAGAAUAAAUGGAUGAAGAAGAAGUUUUGAUCCACUUUUGACUCUUUCCCUGAACGUUGCAUGCAGCCGCCCAAUUUAUUUUUCCUGGAAUAUGAAAUCUUCAGUCAAUCGAGCUCGCAGAAAACAAAAGAAGUUGAUGAGUCAUAAUGGGAGAAGAUAUUUUUAUGCCAAACGGAACAAAAGAUCUAAUAGGAUUAUGGUAUGCCCAGGAAAUGAUGAUGUCACAGAGCAAGUGGAUGCUUAUGAAAAUGUGCGGCCAGAUGUGGGUGCACAACGUGGUCAAAAGUUACUGCAGAAAGGAAAAAUCUUGCCCAAUACCCUCAAGAUGGAAGAUGAAGAAGAAUAUGAAUGCCCUGAUAGUGAAACCGAGUUGAAGUCAGAUGAUGAUGAACAUUAUGAAAAUGCUCAAGAAGAAGUGAAAUCAGGAGAUGUAACUUUGAAUGAUGUGCUCAUUUAUGAAAAUAAGAAGGACAAGGUGAAGUUUGAUCUUCGCAAUGGGAACUUAGAUGACUCAUGGUAUUCCAACAAAACUGAACAGAUCCUUGAGAAUUUGACUCAAGACCAAGACCCCAUUGUUGAAGACAAUGAAAACUAUAUAAAUUUGGAAGAAGAGUGUCCUAUGAAUUCUGGUACAGCACGACUCAUUGCAGAUUUACGCUUACAGCUGGCCCUGGAUAUCCAUAAAGACAGGCAGGAUGGAGGCAGUGAACCUUCUACGGGGUCUCAAUCCUAUGAAGAGAUGAAUGGAUCCUUAUGCCCCACUGCAAGCAAGCUGUUUCAUCUGCAUACCAACACAAGCAAUGAAGAGGAUGCCGACUCCUAUGAAAAUAUGGAAAGCCCCACAAGCCUCAACUCACGGAGAGAAGGCAUCUUGGAUCCACAUGGAGAAAGUUCUCCCUCUGGCUCCAGAUGGCAACAUAUCUCUGUUACUUUUGGGGGUGAUCUCAGAGGUGGGCUGCUGUGCUCAGACUAGGAUUGCCACAGCACGAGAGCAAGCUGGGAGCAGUUCCUUUCUUCUCUAAAUUAAAGAUAUGUCUACCCAGAAUUCUACUCUAUUGUCCCAGAAGAUGAGGAAUGUUGAAUGUGUUAUAUAUCAGACCUUUUACAAGAGAAGAAAACUUUGAGAGAUUAGACUUGUGUCUGAUGUCUAGCAGUUGGAGCAGUGAAGAAUGGCAGAGGGAUUUUUGAAGGAGGUGUGGCUAGAGACAUGCAUUUUUCAAUUGCUCAGAGAUUCUGAAAAUGUUUCUUUUGUUUCACAAUUACUUCCAAGCAAAUGUGGACAUUUAAAAAAAAAGCUGUUUAUGGAUCUGAUGAAUCAACCUGUGGCAGAUGGAUAAUAGUACCCAGAGAAUCAAGCUCUGGAACAACGAACUGGCUUGCUGAUUUAUUAGUUCUUAUGAUAAGCAUGAAACCACCUUGUCUUCGUUUAAGACUGUGUUGAUUGGUGUGCGCGACAAUGACAAAACCACCCUUCGUUUUCAGAAAAUGAAGCAGCAUUUCAAGCAAGAAGCAUAAGAUUAUAAAUGCUCUUUCAACAAAGUGAUCAGUAAAUACUUUGCUACAUAAUUGUUUUAAUUGGAAAAGAUAUUCCAUAUCUUAUCUUUUGAUAAGCCUAUAUCUACAAGGAUCAGAAUGGGAUCUCCUCUGUGAUAGUCUAGGAAAGUGAAAGUUGGACUUUUAAAAAACAGGAUAGGAAGAGAUGUUUUGGGGAUAGUUGUGUUGAAAAAGACUCCUGAGAAUAUUGUGGAUAGCCAGGAAAACAAACAAAUGGGUCAUUGAACAUAUCAAUCCAGAAGUCUCACUUAAUGCACAAAUGACCAGACUCAAAUUAUUCUACUUUGGACAUACUAUAUGAAGAUCUGGCUCUCUGAAGAAGGCUGUAAUACUAGCAAAGUUGGAAAGAAACAGGACGAUGAUCAGGAGCAAGGUGGAUGGACUUAAAGUGGUGAUGGGUUCAUCAAUGGAAGACUAAAGGAAUGGGUUAGGGACAGAUCUUCAUAGAGAAAUUCAUCUGCAUGGAUUCUAAGUCAAACCAACUUGAUGGCAUAUAAUCAAAUCCAUUUUUUAAAGGCAAAAUCUGUUAGGGAUUUUGGUGAAGGGUAAGAAACUACAGUCAUUAGAUAUGUAUGUAUCAAGAAAAGCAAGAACCUGGGGAGGAGAGAGGGGAAGAACACGUUACGGCCAUAGAGAAAAAAAAUUGGUUUCUAUAAAGAGAUGUGUUCCUGUGUAUCUAUCAAAAAAGGACACAUUUGGUUGGGUUGAGACAUUCUAUUCAGCCAUAAUUUAAUGAAGAUCUACAAUAAUAAUGCUAAGCUAUAAACGAUUAUCUGCAUUCAUUCAGUAACAUUCAUACAGUAUGUUAUAAUACAUCAACAUCAGAUAUAUUCCAUUAUAACCUAGCACAGUGUAAGGGCUGUGGGUUAUCUCCUGGCUAUAUAAAAAGGUUCUCACUGAGGUUAACAAACUGGGAAAAAUUGUCCCAAUAUAUUAUUGUUCUUAUUUUUCUUGUUCUGUUUUAUCAGGUCCUAUAUCCUGUAAAAUAAAAUAUUCUAUAUUGUA
Molecule: messenger RNA, 4105 nt
Organism: Crotalus tigris (Tiger rattlesnake)
Lineage: Eukaryota; Metazoa; Chordata; Lepidosauria; Squamata; Viperidae
Gene: CD19
Product: CD19 molecule
Exons: 14
Coding region: 1638-2519 (293 amino acids)
Biological process (GO): regulation of B cell activation; B cell proliferation involved in immune response; B cell receptor signaling pathway
Cellular component (GO): external side of plasma membrane
Source: RefSeq, a predicted model, not a curated record